GUUAGUCUAAAAUUUCCACCUAGCAGUACUUGCAGUAUUGGUUCUCAAAUUUUGUGUGCCGUUGUUAGUUAAAAAUGUACAUUUAUGGAGGGGAAGAUGUCAGAUCUCAUCCCGUGUACGCGUGGAACAGUGUUGAUGUCUUGACGGAGAGCGGUCUUUUCCAGCACGGCGAAGUGAUCGAUGUGGCGGAAAACGGUCUGAUCGUGGAUUUCCACUGCAAUGAACAACGCUCGCAGUUAGUCAGCUACGACAAAAUCUUCAGCGCUUCCACUGCCCCCUGCUCCGCGGGGUACCAUAUCUGGUACUUAGAACUGCGAAAGAACCCCGCCGUAAAGGAGAACGCCAGCGUGCAAGUUUUGUGGCGCGCACAUCCAGGCGCUGCGUGGCUCUGGUAUCCUGGCCGGCUGCUUAGCAAGCCUAUGUUCUUCCCCUUCUAUGUGGACCUGCUCAUCGUCCAGAUACAGCCUGGUGGCUGGCAAUCUGCGGAACUCUUCCCCGGCCAGCAAGUGCGUUUUCCGCCGUCCCGGGAAGCUCUGGCCAAACGAGCGCUGCGGCCGAACGCCUUCGUGGUGCGGGAGUGUCGUUUGCCGAAGCAUAACUGGUUGACCGGGACGGAUGAUCGCCGUCGUCGUCAGCUCAAGGCCUGGUGGAGUGUGCGUGUUGUCUCGGUGCAGAACGCAGUGGCUAGGCUCCUGCAGCCCAGUGAUGCACGGCCGCUGACGAAAAAAAAUUUGGUUGGACAGAAACGCGAGAACGAUUUCGCGUUGGAGAACGAGUGCCCUCGGGAGAACAUUGACCACGAUGAUUCCGGCAUGCCGUCCCGAAAGAAACGCAAAACCGACGCCGAUAGCGAGCAGCCGGACAUGGACGCCCGGAUUCCCACGGAAACGCAUCUCCUUUGUGAGAUCUUCCAGUCACUGGACACCACCAGCCGUCAGAAACUGCGCCGCGUGUGUCCGUUGUGGAACACCGUCUUGACCGGCGCCGACAGCGUACACACGGUGCGGGUGUCCUUCGCGAUGACCCCGGCGUUGAUCGGCGUAUACGGCGCGGUCGGUAGUAUGUUCAAAUGCCUGCACACUACAACACAGUGGUUGAUCGUGGAGCAUGUCGGGUGCGGGGAGGUGGGGGCGGUCCUGACGGUGAUUGGCCGGAUGCUGCGGACGUUUCACAUCAAGGAGAUCGUCUUCCAUAAGGUGAACUUCGAGUGGAGUGAGAGUGUUGACUUUCCCAUCGCGGAUGAAGUGAUUGUUCCGGAGGAGCAGAGUCAGGAUGUGAUGCAGAAUAUCUGGCGUCUGGCGGGGGUGUUGAAGGUUUGGGCGGCGUUCUGCGAGGCAUUACGGCUGUGGCGGUGUGAAUUCCGUUGCAUGGGCCAGAUGGCCGCCGUUAUUCCGCGCGCGACGAUUCCGCUCGAUGCAGCGGAUCUUCCCGAACAGUUCUGGGAUCUCUAUGAGGCGCAUCUGGCGCGUGAUGGAUUGGAGCUGGAGUAUUUUGCGGAAAAGAUUCGCGCCGGAUCCGCAGUCUUUCGCCAUGUUGUUACUGAGUUGCUGGAGGGUUAUCAAAGUUGUGAUCCGCGAUUGACGACGCAUUAUCGUGGCAAGACGUGGACGGAGGAGAAUCUCCAGGAUCUGGAUGUCUCCCAGCUGACCACCAUCACACUGCGGGCGUUGGGAGGUGUUGUCUGGCGCCCCCGUCGCUGAGGAAGAUGUCGAUGAGCAGGAUAACUGCGAAAUUGGCGACUGUGAAGACGAUGGCGAAUAGUUCCGCUUUAACGAGCUCUUAGCUGUCACUAAUUAGUUCACGGUGUACAACUUUAUCGGUGUGCUGGUAGCGAGCGAAACUGAAUAGGUCGUAAUUUUUUUACCGGAAUGCACGUACGUACUGUAGAUCAAAUUUAAUAUUGUACUUACUUGAAUUCAGUGUUUGCUGGAAUGUUUAUCGAUGAGUUUUUAUCGCCUACCGCGCUAUCCGGAGCCCGACGACCGGGUGCGCUUAAUGAUGUUUUUUUGUUUAAUGCAAGUGCGGCAUUAAAGGACAUACGUGUGAUGCCGUAUGAUGAAAAUACGUACAAACUUCAAAACAUUAAAUUAAGCAGUUGUACGUACGUAUGGAACAAAUACUUUUGA
Molecule: messenger RNA, 2126 nt
Organism: Paramacrobiotus metropolitanus
Lineage: Eukaryota; Metazoa; Tardigrada; Eutardigrada; Parachela; Macrobiotidae
Exons: 3
Coding region: 75-1700 (541 amino acids)
Molecular function (GO): protein binding
Source: RefSeq, a predicted model, not a curated record